Strongyloides ratti is the source of this 1593-nucleotide messenger RNA. RefSeq names its product Gamma-aminobutyric acid A receptor/Glycine receptor alpha family and Neurotransmitter-gated ion-channel transmembrane domain and Neurotransmitter-gated ion-channel family and Neurotransmitter-gated ion-channel ligand-binding domain-containing protein. The record is from RefSeq and is a predicted model, not a curated record. The coding region runs from base 1 to 1593 and encodes 530 amino acids. Gene Ontology annotation, cellular component: synapse; neuron projection; membrane. Lineage: Eukaryota; Metazoa; Nematoda; Chromadorea; Rhabditida; Strongyloididae. Gene Ontology annotation, biological process: chloride transmembrane transport; chemical synaptic transmission; signal transduction. Gene Ontology annotation, molecular function: transmembrane signaling receptor activity; chloride channel activity; neurotransmitter receptor activity. The transcript has 3 exons.
AUGAUAAUUUUACUAAAUAAAUUAUCUUUCAUUAUAUUUAUUUUUGCCUUAAUUUUAAUUACAACGUUCAUUAAUGGUAUUUAUCCACAAUUUGAACAAAUUAAUGAUCAUUAUACAUUUGGACCAAAAAAUAGUUAUCAUGAAGAUCAAUUUACUAUUGAUAAUAAUAAAGGAAAAAAAGGUAUUUAUUCAUCACAUGAAGAAAAUAAAAAUAUAGACAAUGAUAUGAUUGAAGUUAUUGAUGCAGGUGUUUGUACCUCUGAUAAAAUUAUAUUAGAAAAAUUAUUAAAUAGUUAUAAAACAUUUAAAACACCUUCUGAGAUUGGUGUUGAUGUUACUAUAGAAGUUUGGGUACAAGAAGUAAAUGCUCUUCAUGAAAUAACUUCAGAUUUUGAUAUGGAUAUUUAUGUUACAGAAAUAUGGAAUGAUGAAGCACUAAAAUAUGAUCAUAUGAAUCCUUGUAAAUAUAAUUUAUCUUUAAAUAAUGAAGUAUUAGAACAAAUAUGGAAGCCAAAUACUGUAUUUAUUAAUAGCAAAGCAGCACAUAUUCAUAGAAGUCCAUUUUUAAAUGUUUUUUUAAUGAUAUAUCCAAAUGGAACAGUUUGGGUAAAUUAUAGAGUUCAAGUUAAAGGUCCUUGUUUCAAUACAUUUCAACAAUUUCCAUUUGAUAGAACAAAAUGCCAUUUAACAUUAGAAUCAUUUAAUUAUAACAAUCAAGAAGUUAAUAUGAAAUGGCUUGAUUCUACAAGUACUCCAGCUCUUGUUUUAUUAAAAGAAAAAAUUGAGCUACCAGAUUUUGUUUUGACAAAUUACUCUACGCACUUAGAAGAAGUAAACUAUCCAGCAGGAACAUGGAAUGAACUAACAAUGUCCUUUGUAUUUAGUCGUCGUUAUGGAUGGUACAUUCUUCAAGCAUAUAUUCCUACUUAUCUAACAAUAUUUAUUAGUUGGAUUAGUUUUUGUUUAGGAGCAAAAAUGAUUCCAGCUCGAACAAUGCUUGGUGUUAAUUCACUCCUUGCUUUAACUUUUCAAUUUGGUAAUAUUAUGAGAAAUUUACCAAGAGUAGCAUAUGUUAAAGCACUUGACGUUUGGAUGCUUUCCUGUCUAUCAUUUGUAUUUUGCUCUCUUUUGGAAUUAGCAAUUAUUGGUGGAAUGGCUUCUAGUAAUGAAAAACAGGCAAACAAAAGAUUAAAACAAAAUAUGCCUUUAUCUAAUAAUAAUGGAAACAUUAUACAUAGUCCAAGAAUAUGUAGUCAUGUUAUUAAACAAGAUUCACCUCAUGGUAUAAAAAAAUAUGGAACUCAAGGAUCAGUAGAUCCACGUUUAAAAGUAAAAAAUGAAGGUGCUCAACAUCGAUAUACAUCAUCAGUACCAGAGGUAUAUUCAAAUAUGAGUCCAAUUGAAAGAACUCUUUUAUUAGAAACAACAUUAAAAAAACCAAAAAAUGAUUUAUAUAGAGUUAUAAAAAAUUAUUUUAUAUUUGAAGAAACAAAUUUCUGGAAUACCGAUGCAAUUGAUCAACUUUCAAUAAUGGGUUUUCCUUUACUUUUUGUACUUUUUAACAUAAUAUAUUGGGCAUACUAUCUUACCUAA